GUUACGGAGGAGGCAAUGGAGCUCUCUGGAGUGCUUAGGGAGUGGAGUGCUGUAGGCGCAGCCGGGGCGAACGGUCCUCUCUUGAAGCGUCGCCACACUCCCGCUUUCCCCUCACAUGCCCUUCGUCCGCGCUCUGAGGCAGUCCGCGCUUCCCAGCGGGCGAUCGAGAGGCCGGGCCGUCUUGCAGGUGAGCGCCGCCCAGAUCAAGUAACUUUUGAGAGUGCCCCUUUUGACGGUCGCCGCUGCCGGGCACCCGCGGAUCCUUCCUGGGCGCAAGUGCAGUUGCCGGACGCCCUUUACUUACCCCGCGGAGAGGCGCACCGCCGUUAACUCUUGCGUCCCAGCGUGCGCUCACGGCCGCUUGGCAAUUCUGGUAAUGUCUACUUGGUCAGGGUGUUUUUUAAAUUAUGUG
Messenger RNA from Penaeus chinensis, 412 nucleotides. RefSeq lists its product as uncharacterized. NCBI's taxonomy places the organism in Eukaryota, Metazoa, Arthropoda, Malacostraca, Decapoda, Penaeidae. The transcript has 3 exons. The coding region runs from base 16 to 330 and encodes 104 amino acids. The record is from RefSeq and is a predicted model, not a curated record.